UAAUGGCGGCUCCCAUGUCCUGCAGGAGGUUGAUCCAGUCCGUGUACUCCCCGGCCAUGGCCGGCGUGUUUACCCGCAUAACGGACCGGCUGUUCCGCAUCCGGGACCGGAGACGAGGGUCGUCGGUUCUGCUGCUGGCUCCCCUCCUCGCUGAAACGGACCCGACCCCGAGCCGCGUCUCCAGGCCCACCGGGUCGGCCGGAGCUCAGGGAACGGACAACGUCUGCACCCACUUCAGAUGGAUGGAGGAGCAGGUCCCGGCCUUCCGGGUGCCGGGAGCCCACGUUCACAUUCUGACGUCCCCGGACCAGUUCUACCAGGCUAUGAAGGCGCGCAUCAGGACUGCUCAGAAGCGAGUGGUGAUGGCCUCGUUGUAUCUGGGAACAGGUCAGCUGGAGCAAGAGCUGGUGGACUGCAUGGAGGAAGCUCUCCAGCGCUCCAAGGACAGCGGUCACUCCCCCGACCUGAAGGUCUCCGUGCUGCUGGACUACACGCGCGGAUCUCGAGGGCAGGUCAACUCGAGGACCAUGCUGCUGCCCCUGCUGCAGCGCUUCACGUCCCAGAUGCGGGUGUCUCUGUACCACACGCCGGACCUGAGGGGUCUGCUGCGGCUGCUGGUCCCCGAGCGCUUCAACGAGACCAUCGGAGUCCAGCACAUCAAAGUCUACUUGUUUGACAACAGCAUCAUCAUCAGCGGAGCCAACCUGAGUGACUCGUACUUCACCAACAGACAGGACCGCUACGUGCUGCUGGAGAACUGCAAGGAGGUGGCGGACUUCUUCACCGAGCUGGUGGAGGCCGUGGGGGACAUUUCCCUGCAGCUGCAGCCCGACGACUCGGUCACCAUGCUGGAGGGCAUGGUGCACCCGUACAAAGGCAACCGGCAGGACUUCUCGGCAGCGGGGAGGAAGCGCAUCAUGGAGGUCAUGAACACGGCCCACAUGAGGCAGCAGCUGCUGCGCUGCUCGGAGGACUCUGGGGACGAGGGCCUGAGCGACGGGGAGGACGACACGUGGGUGUUCCCUCUGGUGCAGAUGAAACCUCUGGGCAUCCAGGUGGACGAGCAGGUCACAGAGCGCCUGCUGACGGACGCCGGGCCGGACUCCACUGUGUACCUGACGUCGGGCUACUUCAACCUGACGCAGGCGUACAUGCAGCUGGUGCUCGGGGUCGGCGCCAGCUUCCGCAUCCUCACCGCCUCCCCGGAGGUCAACGGGUUCUUCGGGGCCAAGGGCGUCGCCGGAGCCAUCCCCGCCGCCUACAUUCACAUCGCCAGGCAGUUUUACAACCAGGUGUGCCGGCGGGGCCAGCAGGAGCGGGUGCACCUGCACGAGUACCACCGGCUGCAGUGGACGUUCCACGCCAAAGGUCUGUGGUAUUACCUCCGGGGGCAGGAUCGGCCUUGCCUCACUCUAAUUGGCUCCCCUAAUUUCGGUUACCGCUCGGUUCACCGUGACCUGGAGGCCCAGAUCGCCAUAGUAACAGAGAACGAGGAGCUGCAGAGCCAGCUGCAGGAGGAGCAGGAGAUGUUGUACCAGCGCUCCGCGGAAGUGUCCAACUCCACGUUUGAGCGGCCCGACCGCCACGUCAAGCUGUGGGUGAAGCUGGUCACUCCCCUCAUCAAGAACUUCUUCUGAGACCCCGGCAGGCAGGUUGCUUCAGCCCUGUAUUUAAGGUCGACGGGGAGGUGGUCCCGCUCCAUCAGAAGAAAACCCCGAUGCACCUGAUUGGCAUCGGCGUGCCGAGACUCGACGUCUGCAGCGUCACUUCCUCAGCGGUGUCACAGGAAGAGACUCAUUAACACGCAGGAGGGAUAUCUGUCGUGAGUUUAGGGGUAAAGCCUCUUUAUUUCAGCUCUGUACCUGGUUUACUCCAUUUUAUUUUCUACAUUUUAACGAUGGACUAAAUCACACUGGAUUUCUGGUUCUGUUGUGGUAGUUAAAAAAGCAAACAAAACCUCUUAUUGUACAAGCACCUCCACAAGAACUGAUGUUACAUGGAUGAAAGCUACAGGAGGACUGGUGAACGUCUGCGAUGAGAUGAAGGCUGUGAUGGUAAACGGACGGGCGUGGUGGAGCGCUGCAGUCCCUCGAGGAGCCUUAAUAACAGCUCUGCCAGUGUGUUUACAGCUCUGCCUACAACACUGUGUACCGUUAUGUCUUCUGUUUGUAAAUUAAAGGAAGAUGUGAGUUUUUGUGACUUCAAAUUUACACCAAAGAACGUUAUUUAAAGCUGCAAUGGGCAAUAUUUUGGAUGUCAAGAACGGAUAAGAUGACUAACUUGAA
Molecule: messenger RNA, 2285 nt
Organism: Cololabis saira (Pacific saury)
Lineage: Eukaryota; Metazoa; Chordata; Actinopteri; Beloniformes; Belonidae
Product: CDP-diacylglycerol--glycerol-3-phosphate 3-phosphatidyltransferase, mitochondrial
Exons: 11
Coding region: 3-1637 (544 amino acids)
Biological process (GO): cardiolipin biosynthetic process
Cellular component (GO): mitochondrion
Molecular function (GO): CDP-diacylglycerol-glycerol-3-phosphate 3-phosphatidyltransferase activity
Source: RefSeq, a predicted model, not a curated record